Messenger RNA from Lottia gigantea (owl limpet), 855 nucleotides. RefSeq lists its product as hypothetical. NCBI's taxonomy places the organism in Eukaryota, Metazoa, Mollusca, Gastropoda, Lottiidae. Gene Ontology annotation, biological process: G protein-coupled adenosine receptor signaling pathway; adenylate cyclase-activating G protein-coupled receptor signaling pathway. The transcript has a single exon. The coding region runs from base 1 to 855 and encodes 284 amino acids. The record is from RefSeq and is a predicted model, not a curated record. Gene Ontology annotation, cellular component: membrane. Gene Ontology annotation, molecular function: G protein-coupled receptor activity.
AUGAUUAUAUUCAUCUGUUUUGGAAAUAUUUUGACUAUUUUAGCGGUAUGGAGAACUUCUAUAUUAAGAACUGUACCCAAUAUGUAUGUUGUUUCUCUUGCUGUAGCAGAUCUUAUCGUUGGUGGUAUAACACUUCCUGUUCAAAUAAUUUUGUCUCUGCCACCGUUUAGCUUAUUAUUAGAUGAAGAUAAAUAUUUUUGUCUUUUUCAAAUGGUGAUAUAUUUUGUGUCGGUGACAACUUCGGUAUUUAGUAUGGGUGUAAUAGCUGUUGACAGAGCUUUAUAUAUCGGCUACCCGCUACAUUAUAACAGAUUUUCUACUGAGAAAACAGCUAAAGUUAUAAUAGCUGGUACAUGGACAGCGUCUCUGAUGAUCAGCAUUGCACCGUUUUAUUAUAACACAUGGAGAGAAUGUCAGGUGUGUUUCAGUUUUUUUGUCAUACCAAUGGAGUAUCAACUAUAUGUUCAGGUUGGAUCUAUAAUUCUAGUCAUCAUUUUGACAUCUAUUUGUUAUGGUUAUAUUUUAUAUAUCGCACGGAGUAAACAAGGUCGAUCUGCUGGGUGGGAGGCAGAUAUGAAACUAGUGAAAAUAUUCCUGAUGGUGUUCGGAUUAUUUAUCGGGUGUUGGACUCCAUUAUUAUCAUUGGUCUUUGAUGGUUAUAUUAAUCAGGAGAAGAAAGAACUUUACCAUUCGACAUUUUUUGAAACGUCAUUUUGCUUGUCAGUUUUAAAUUCUGGUAUGAAUUUUCUGGUAUAUUCAGUGAAAAACAUGGAUUUUCGCAAAGCAAUUCGCGAUAUCUUGUGUCGUAAGAAAAAAUGUAUUAAUACUGUUGGCCCCAGUUUUCAUCGGUAUUGA